This is a messenger RNA of Trichoderma gamsii, 2169 nucleotides long. RefSeq lists its product as hypothetical. Bases 1 to 2169 code for a protein of 722 amino acids. Gene Ontology annotation, biological process: signal transduction; regulation of GTPase activity. The record is from RefSeq and is a predicted model, not a curated record. Gene Ontology annotation, cellular component: cytoplasm. The transcript is spliced from 5 exons. NCBI's taxonomy places the organism in Eukaryota, Fungi, Ascomycota, Sordariomycetes, Hypocreales, Hypocreaceae.
AUGGGACGCAAGCCCACGCCGCAGCCGCUGAUACUGGCAGAUGCCAGCGCUCUGGAUGCCGACCCGCCGCAGCCCUCUGCCGAAGCAGCAUCGCAAGCCGCCGCGUCGCCCGUCGACUCGAAAUCGCCCCGAUCGCAGCGCAUCUCCCCCUUCCCCAUCAGCAAGUUUGCCGUUCACAGAAACCGGCCGCCGAGGACGGGCAGGUCGCCAGCUCUGCAGCCACAGCCGCCACGCCCUGCUACCAGCACCGGACCGCCAGACGAGGCCAGCCGCAGCUACCAACAGCAGCAAUUGCUGCAGCUGUGUCGCGCCCAAAACGCCCGCGAUGAUUCAGACCUGCUGCAACCCUCGCCAUCGACUGCUUCCACUCCAGAUCCUCCCUCCGCCGGGCUGCCGCCCCAAGAACUGCGCCAAGCCAUGACGGGUGGCGCCAAACACUCCAAGCCCAGCUUCUUUCAGUUUAACAAAGCCCCCAAAACUCCCACACACAGAGUCGCAGAGCCUGCCGUUGCCGAAAGCAACAGAGGGGGGCGAAAGGCUCGGUCACAAAGGCUGAGUGCGAGCGUGCGUGCCAACAAUGGCAACCCGAUCAACGUCGAAAACAACCACCAGAAAUCCAUCUCUUCCUACCCGUCACGCUCUGAUCUUUCAGCUUCAUCUUCUGGAGACGCCGAGGCACCCUUACCUCUGCCCUCUGCUAGGAAAAACAAAUCAAAGUCGUUUGCGCUCCUUGGCCGCAGCAGAUCUGUUCGCGACAAAGAAAACGGCCGCUAUAAACCUCCCCCCGCGCAGGUACCACUGCCAGCCGCGUCAAGCAACCCCCCACCACCUGAAAAUACCAACACUUCUACUUUAACCAAUUCUACAACUACUGCCGUUUCUCAAGCUGCGACUGUAUCGCAAGACCGGGCGCCUAAGGAAGACGGGAUGAAUUCUCAUGGUCGGGGUCGGCCUGAGGACCGAAUGGCCGGUGCCGCCUCUUCUACUGUCGCCAAAGAUGCUCCACGAGAGAAGGAACAAAGAGCUCAUUCAUCGUCAAUACGGGAAACUAGCGCAUCAACGUUUCUCAGCGGAUUGAGAUACUCGUCAACCAGAGCUGCUGACAUCAUUAGCAAAGGCCUGUUUGGAAAGAGUUCGCGAAGUGGCAGCACGACAGAAAAAGAGCCAGUGAUAGACGAUGAACAUUACGUGUUGAAAGUGAUAAACCUACCCUUGGUCGAGCAGACGCGAAUGACUCGGAUUUCGAAGCGUUUGGAGGACUCGCGCGACAAGACAGAGUUUUGGAUGCCAGCAUUUCCGUGGAGGGCUAUCGAUUAUCUGAACUAUAAGGGGACCGAAGUUGAAGGCCUUUAUCGUGUGCCUGGAAGCGGGCCUCAGAUAAAAAAGUGGCAAAGAAAGUUUGAUGAGCAGUACGAUGUCAAUCUCUUUGAGCAAGACGACCUCUAUGAUAUCAACAUUGUAGGCUCCAUGCUCAAAGCUUGGCUUCGAGAGCUACCCGAUGAGCUCUUCCCUAAAGCGUCCCAGGAGAAGAUUGCUCGUGAGUGUCAGGGCGCCGAAAAAGUCCCCCAGCUGCUCAUCGACGAGCUCUCGAAUCUUUCCCCAUUCAACUACUACCUGCUUUUUGCCAUUACAUGCCAUCUCAGCCUGCUUCUCGCUCACUCUGACAAGAAUAAAAUGGACUUUCGAAACUUGUGCAUCUGCUUCCAGCCGUGCAUGAAAAUCGAUGCCUUUUGCUUCAAAUUCCUGGUUUGCGAUUGGAGAGACUGCUGGAAGGGCUGCACCAACGAGGCUAAGUUUAUUGAAGAGGAGUACCGAAUCUUCCAUCAACCUCCGCCGCCUGGCCUUGCCGAAAUGCAAAUUCCUUACCAAAGCGAUGCUGGGCAUGCAGAAAAACCAGCCUCGUCGCAUAGCACCAAGCCAUCGACCCGAGAGACAGGGGAACCGACAGAGGACAUUGGUAAGCACCAACAUCAGUCGUCAAAGUCCAACCACUCUCUUUCGUCUCGCCGAUCAUCCAUCUCGACGGCCCUGAGCGACCACAGCGAGGAGGAAGAGGAUACUGUUAGCGAUAUGUUUGGCUUUACGCAUUCACAGGUCACUACUGGAGCUGGAUCCGGAGAACUGCGGCCCCUAUCUCCGAUCCAACCUCUAUCACCCCUUGGUUUCUAA